UAGUGGUUUAACCAAAAGUGGGUUUUCUGAUUGCGUGUGUGUUCUUGUUUUCAGGCAGUUCAAUUAAAGCAGUGCACCUCUGUGCACACAGACUACACCUGCUUACUUUUAAAACAAUUUAGAGCUUCUCGUAGAUUACCUAAAGACAGAUGAAGAAGAAUAACUGAAUGGUUGUGCACGCAUAGCUUUUUGUUGUCACCCUGUAAUGCUCUGCAUGCACUUCUUUUGGAUUUUAACAUCCCACUCCAGUGAUCAGUUAGUCAAUUUUAAUCAGACCAGGGUAUUGGCUGAAGCAAAAGCCCCAAGCACAAGUAGCACUGACUCAGCAAAAGGCACCAAUGACAGUAGAUCUUAUUCCCAUUGAGAUACAGAUCUGCCGUCUUUCUCCUCACCUUCACAUUCACUCUUCUCCACAGUCCCUCAAGCCACUGAUCGAAAAGCGUCGCCGUGCCCGGAUCAAUGCCAGCCUGGAGCAGUUGAGAAGGCUUCUUCAGCAGACCCCAGAGCAGCAGAAUACCAGAGCCUUGUCACGCCUGGAGAAAGCUGAGAUCUUGGAAAUGACUGUACAGCAGUUAGCAAGGCUCAAGAAGCCAGACAUUGCCCCAAAGAAUGGCCAGGACUUUGCUGCUGGUUACCGCCACUGUCUCAAUGCUGUAAGCACCUUUCUAAGCUCAGUUGGUUCUUCAUUGGAUCAAAACACCAGAUCCCACAUUUUGCGUCAGCUCGAGACUACCACUGAGAUGAAGGCUGCUGCUGCUCCAGCUCCUUCUCCCAAAGUCUGGCAACCCCAAGAUGACUUGUCCUCCGCUAAACCUCUCCAAAGCCCUGCUUUUCUUCAUGGAGCUGCUCCUUCAGCCUCGCUUUCUUCAGGACCUGCCUUGGCUAUGACAUCUUCAGAGACUCAAGUCACUGCCAGGGGGCAGCUGGCUUAUCCCCCUCCAACACUUAUUUCACUGUCUCAACCAAGUUUCCUCCCUUCGCUUUCCCAGAUGCUGGAGACCUCUCCAACUGCACCCCAGAUGUGGAGGCCCUGGUGAGCUGUCACCUAAAGAACAGGACUCUAACCUUAUUAGGGUUUUCUAUGAGACAGAUCAGAGUGUGGAAGUGGGGACAGAGCCUGCCCUCAGCUCUGUGCUUCCCUGAAGGCUGGAGCAUGUGAGAACUCCAAAUUUUAAGGGGCCAGAUUCUAUAUCCUAUUUUCAGGGCAGCACAAUCAGUACUCAGUGAUGUGUCUAUCCUAUUAGUGCACAGAUGUACAGCAUAGGAAUACAUAGUAAGAUCCUGGCACAGCAUGGGCAAGUGGUAGAUUUAAGUCAUGCAUCAUUUCCUUUGUUCUAUUCCAAAUAUGUUUAUGAAAGGUUUACAUAAGUGACUGCUGUGGCAGGGAACUGGCCCAAGAACCCAGGAGAUCUUUUCUAGUCCUGUGUUCCUAAUGACUGCCUUUCUAACUAAUGCGUUUUAAGUUUCACCUAAUACUGAAGAAGAAAGAAAAGACCAUUAAUAACAGCCUCAAACAACAUCAGCCUCUGUUGCAGAGAAAUAAUGAGAAAAUAGCAGAGAUCUUCCCUGGAUUGUGCAGAGAUUGUGCAGACCCCAGAGGCCCACUCAGGGCUGCACAGGAUGACCAGGAAGCAACAAACACCAACAAAUCCCCUUGGAGUGC
Dromaius novaehollandiae (emu) is the source of this 1663-nucleotide messenger RNA. RefSeq names its product transcription factor HES-2-like. Lineage: Eukaryota; Metazoa; Chordata; Aves; Casuariiformes; Dromaiidae. The coding region runs from base 339 to 1037 and encodes 232 amino acids. Gene Ontology annotation, biological process: anterior/posterior pattern specification; regulation of transcription by RNA polymerase II; regulation of neurogenesis. The record is from RefSeq and is a predicted model, not a curated record. Gene Ontology annotation, molecular function: RNA polymerase II cis-regulatory region sequence-specific DNA binding; protein dimerization activity; DNA-binding transcription factor activity, RNA polymerase II-specific. Gene Ontology annotation, cellular component: nucleus. The transcript has 3 exons.